AUGUUCCACCCGCCAAAAAAGUCGUCUCCGGACAACGCGCAAUCGACAUUCCCGGAGCCCGUGUCCAGGCCGCAGACGCACCUGCGGACGAUCCCAAUCGUGGUGUGCCUGAUCGCCACGCAGCUCGCGCGCUCAUCUCGCGCUCAGGCGCCGCGCAACGUGGGCCCGCCUCUCUGCCUGUCAACGGUUGCUACGUCUACACAACCUGGGCGGUCCUCGAACCCUGGCCCAACCUCAACUCGUUUGUCUGCGGCUCGCCGUGUGGACGACCUCACCCAGCAAGACAUUGACGAGGACGCCCAGGAACCCCAGGAGGGCGACCGCUCUCACAAGGACAACCCUCGCGACUGGCACGCUGCCCUCAGAUUCGUUGAUGACGAUGAGUCCGAGCCUGAGGAGGAAGAGGACGAAGAGGAUACCCAAGAAGACACAGGUGAACUCGAAGAAGACGAGGACAGCGAAGACGACCUCCUCGAUGGCGAGCUCGACGACAGCAACGAAGUCUCUUCGCCUGAAUUGGCCCAAUUCCUCGCCUUCCUCAAGCUCAAGCGGAAGGAUAGGGUUAACUCCAAGGGAGGCCGCCUUGUUCAACACUUCACCAAGUGGGGUCGGCACUGUCAUCGAUUGAUCGGUGCAUACACCGACGUCGCCAAGGUGAUCAUCUGCGGGCUGUCGAUCCUCAAGGCUAGACCUAAGAACCCCGAGGACUACGACGCGUGUUACAAGGCUAUGCCCAAUAUGAGCGCAGCAACGGCCCAAUUCUACAUGAAGAAGUUCUUCUAUAUGUGCGGCAAGAUACCCAAGCUCACCAUAGUGUCCUCCAACCUCCUUUCACGCGCCGUUUAUGUGUUCGCGUUCGCCAAAUUUAUGAGAGUGCAAGCAUCUGCAGGCCGAUCUACUGACAUUGGAACUCUGCGCCGCUCCCUCACGUCCUACCUUCCAACUGUUGUGUAUGCGAGUGGUCAUAGCAUCCUCCCACUUAGCAGGGCUCAAUACAACACUCUCAAGACGCGCAAUGCUGGCUAUUACUCGCCUAGCACUGCACGUCUGAUAAUCCCCAUCGACGAGCGGGACGACUUCGACGCCGCUGACGAUCUCGCAGCGUACUGCAAACGUAAGGCCACCCAACACAAGAACUACAUGCAAGGCACCUCUCAGCAGGCAAAGAACUCCCGAGCGAAGCGCACCAGUGUGGUGUCCUUCAAGGACGACGAGUCGCUCCCCAGCUUCCUAUACCCGACAUAUCAAAAAUACGAUCCCGCCAACCCGCAAGCCGCAAUUUUCAAGGGCGACUUCUUCCUAGACAUGAUACGUCAUCUAUGGAAGGGACCUUCCGCGGUCGGGCGUGACCUCGGGGAGCCGGGCUUGGGGCGCGCCUGCCUGGCCAACAUCUAUGGCGUCACCAAGAUGACGCCAGACUACAUCGCGUACACGGCGUCGAUCAUACGUUUUUUGCUGCUCACGGACGCGCGCUGGAGCGGUGAUGACAAGCAGCGUUCAGGCCAUCGCUUCCACGUCACUCUCCACGAGCUUUUGUUGGGGGAAUAUGAAGCUUGGGAAGAGGACGUGGAGAGUGGCCAGCUCGCGUGCGGCGUCGACAAGAAUGUCGACAACAUCAUCUCGUACUUCAACAAAUGCCUCUUGGGCUCAGAGUAUGGUCAUCCCGACGAGCAAAACCCCAUCUUUUGGGAUGUCGGGUACACGGACGAUGGCAAGGACACUCUUCGCGUACGGAUCCUCAACGCGCGCAAAGCUGAACUAGAGGCGCUUCGCGACGACGCCCUGAAGGCCAAGCUCAACAUGUCUGCCAAUCCGCGCGAGGCCUCACAGUCUCGAUCCCCUUCGGUGACGAUGUUCGAUGGUCCACCUGCGUCUUCCCCUCCCACUUCACCUCCGCCGUCGUCUCCUCCCUCUGCGCUUCCUUGA
This is a messenger RNA of Dichomitus squalens LYAD-421 SS1, 1926 nucleotides long. RefSeq lists its product as uncharacterized. The coding region runs from base 1 to 1926 and encodes 641 amino acids. The record is from RefSeq and is a predicted model, not a curated record. The transcript has 9 exons. NCBI's taxonomy places the organism in Eukaryota, Fungi, Basidiomycota, Agaricomycetes, Polyporales, Polyporaceae.